This is a messenger RNA of Uloborus diversus, 776 nucleotides long. RefSeq lists its product as uncharacterized. Bases 127 to 534 code for a protein of 135 amino acids. NCBI's taxonomy places the organism in Eukaryota, Metazoa, Arthropoda, Arachnida, Araneae, Uloboridae. The transcript has 4 exons. The record is from RefSeq and is a predicted model, not a curated record.
UUUUGAUCUGUAGAGAGGUAAACAUUCAUAAUUCGCAUCGAGUAUUAACAUUUUGAUAAAAGGAACUUGAAAUCAUAAAAUUUUUAAAGGUAAUUUGAAUGCCUGAAAUUUCUGUGCAUAUUUUAUAUGGAAUAUCAUACUUUAACUAUUUUAAGUGAAACACUUUUAUUUUGUGGCAGCAUAGUUUAUUGGAAAACAACUUUAAAUUGUGUUCUUUUAUACUUGCAACAUUAUUUUAGAAUGAGCUCCUUUUACGAAGAAGAAACUGAUGCUUUGCCAAAUAAUCACCCGAAAGGUUUGGCUGAUGAAUUACACAACCAUGCUCCAACCCCCGAGGAAGCUCUUGAAAAAAUCGCAUCUGAAAUGAAGAAUUUCAUCUUAGAAUGGAAAAGUAAAUUUCAGGAGUCUAGAAAUGCCGAAGAGGCUGCUCUUGCACAGCUCGACAAUACAAUUAAAAAAGUGUAUAAUUUGGAAGCUGAAUGCUUAAAGGAACGGUUAUACUUCGUAAAUCGAAUCCUUGAAGGCAGAAAAUAACAUUAUAAAAGUACUAAAACUGACUUGUUUUUGUUGGUUCGUUUGAAGUCAACGAAUCGCUGAAGGAUUUUUUGCAAUUGCAUAUCUUUUAAACACUGUAAAGACUUAAAUAACGGAAAAAGCUUUUACGAAUAAAUUAUUUUUAACUGUGUUCAAAAUCAGUGUAAUAUUAUAGCUUCUAAUGUGAAGAAACCAUAUGCUAUUAUAUCAUUUAUUUUAAAAUGUUCAUAAUGACAUCAUAA